AUGUCUGCGUGCGACCUAUGCCACACUCGAAAGGUGAAAUGCGAUCGCCAAGAUCCUUGUAUGAACUGCAACGAUGCAGGUGCAAAAUGUCUCCGCAAUCGUCAAGCGCGGGUUCACAGGCCACGAGUCUCUCGACUGGACGCAUUGAAUGAGAGACUCGCAAGACUUGAAGAGUCCAGCAAUAAUGAGAUAGUAGACUACCCGCCAAAUCGACAUGCGGCCAGCAGCACAUCUACAUCUACAUCGCCUCUUGCUGGACUCACAGAUGACACUGAUGAAGCACACAAAGGGAAGAAGCGACAUACAGCAUAUGACUCCCACUCAUUCAGUCAGCCGCUGCUUCCAGCAAUCAAGCGCCAUAAGUCUCAGACGACGGCUUCAUCCAAUGCCCACCAUGCGCAUUCCCCAGGCUCCACGCACCAUGUCAGCGAAGCCCGGGGGUAUAUCGAACAUGAGCUCCAGUGUAACCCAGCACUGUCAAAAGAUAGGCGGAUUGCGCUUGAAUCGGCUCGAAGGUUCGUUGGUCAGCUAUCCAAUCCGGCAUUACACUUGGAAGAGACUGCAGCCAUGGAUGACAUUGAUGUGGAGGAUAAUGUGGAGCCUCCGGGCCUUACGCCGGAGCUACUUUAUAUGAUGCUUCCUGGUCCCGACAAAAGAACAAAUUCCCAAGGAACUAUUUUAUGGCCUGAUCAUAUCUCUGACAAAGUCUUGGAGCAAAUGGGACUUGCUAUCAUUGAGAGUAGUGAGUGUGAAGAAGUGCUUCAACAUUAUCGAAUCAAUGUUUGGGUCAAGGCUAUGGGCUGUAUAUCGAAAAUGGCACCCUUGAUUACCAGUGAGCCGUUGAAGAUUCAUUUCCGGAAACUGAAAAAAAGAUAUGAAGCUGCUGCUGCAGAGCUAUUGAAUCAAAUCCCUUUGGCGGCUGCCCCCAGUCUUCUUUUGCUCCAGUCUCUGCUGUCCGCGGUACGACUGAUGCAAUACUUGGGUAAUACGUCACGUUGCUGGAUGUUGACAGCUCUAGCUUCGAAGGUGAUUGUUUCUCUGAACUACCAUAAUAUCACGAACGUCCAUCCUGGGAGUGAUAUUGAGGAAAGCAUCCAUUCCUGUGUGUAUAUAUGCUACUAUUUCGACAAAACACUUAGUUUGCUGCUUCUUCGGCCUCCUUCUCUGCCAGACCUCAAAGUGGCCCCGACAAAGCUGAUUCACAUCGACCCUGAUCUUCCGACGUCUCCUAUCAAAAGAGGCAUAGUUGAAUAUUCAGAGUUAAAGGAUGUCUUGUUGAACAUCCUACUCGACACAAAGAACCUAGAAGACACAGAAAAAGCCAACAUGCUAUCUGAUUUAGUGGCACGAGCACAUAUAAUACACUCCAACAUGCAAAAGGUCCGUCAACGUCAGGAAAAAGAACUUCCACAAUCAUGGAACUAUUUGCGACGCGAGUGGCUAUCAAUGGACUUCAACUACUAUAGUGUUCUGACAACAAUCAUUCAAACUCGCUCCUCGGUGCUCAAAUCGCGCUUGGUCUGUGAGGAUUGCCUAUACACAGCGCGAGAAGCGCUCACCACCCUUCAUGCCUUACAAACGGCAUUUUCAAGCCAACUCAACUCCGUCAACUCUUACCCUUAUUUUCUUACCUGGACGAUGCUUUUGUUUCCUCUAGCGCCAUUUUUCGUCUUGUUCUGUAAUGUGAUCGCAACGUCAAACGAGAGAGAUUUCAAGAUGAUCAAAAAUAUCACCGAGGACCUGCGUCAAUUUGCUGAAGCGAAUGCAUCCAUUGGCAAGCUGUACAAGCUUUUCUCCAGGUUUUUGGAACUCUGUGCGCCCCUGGUAAAAGCCCAGCUUGAUCAGCCAUCAGCAUCGCUCUCUAUGAUGGAACCAACAUACAAGCACGGUCAAGCAGCAUCUUAUACAGAUAUGUUUGAUCGGGCUACGAAUCAAGCUAUCGCAGAUCUUCCGGGCUUGGAUCCUGCUGCGAAAGACUCAACAUCCUCGCGUGCUGUAGAAGGUUGGGAUGAUAGCCUUGUGUGGGAACUGUUCGAUAACCAACCCUCGCUGGGAUGGGCAGAAUCCGAGUUAUGGAAUGCUAUGACGCAAUUUGGCGCUACAUAG
Penicillium salamii is the source of this 2106-nucleotide messenger RNA. The record is from the annotation of a GenBank genome assembly. NCBI's taxonomy places the organism in Eukaryota, Fungi, Ascomycota, Eurotiomycetes, Eurotiales, Aspergillaceae.